This is a messenger RNA of Papilio machaon (common yellow swallowtail), 1255 nucleotides long. RefSeq names its product GATA zinc finger domain-containing protein 14. The record is from RefSeq and is a predicted model, not a curated record. Lineage: Eukaryota; Metazoa; Arthropoda; Insecta; Lepidoptera; Papilionidae. Bases 133 to 1251 code for a protein of 372 amino acids. The transcript has a single exon.
UUUUCACAUAAAAUACACCUCGAAACAUGGACAUGGCCGUCUCAGUUGGUUGCGUGGGGCUACACGACAAACAGUGAUUGAGUUGUGCAAUUAACCUUUAUUUCAUUUAAAUUCAGUGAGUUUAACGUAAAAAUGAAGUACAAAGUCAGUUUUUUUAUUUUAUUAGCGACAGCACUACAAUGUGAAUGUGGUUUAUCUCUACUAGGUGGUAUUUUAUCAACUGCACACGAACAAGUUCACGAGGUCGCCGGAGCCGUAUUAGGCACUCUUAACAAAGGUAUAAACUUAAAUUUUGAAAGCCAUUUAGGUUUUAAUCAACAAAGACCAGGCUAUGGACAAGGACCACCGCAAAGACCACCUAACGAAUCCGGUCCACCUUAUAACAAUAAUUAUGGACAAUCAAAUGAAUUUUAUCGACCUCCAAAUAACAACUACGGACAACCAAACGAAUUCCGUCCUCCCCAUUACAAUAACAAUGGACCGCCAAAUGAAUUUGGUCCCCCCAAUAAUAACUAUGGACAGAGACCUCAUGGACAAAGACCCCAUCAACAUGGAAACCAGCAACCUAAUUUCAAUAAUAAGCCGUACGGUCAGAAUCAAAAUGGAUAUAAUCCAGAUUACAAUAAUCCAAAUCAAAAUGAAGUUAACAUAAAUAAUCAAUACAGCAACGAAAAUCAGAGGUAUCCUAACAACCAGAAUAAUAAUUACCAAGGGAAUAAUUAUAAUAAUAAUAAUAAUAAUGGUUACAACCAAGGCUAUCCCAAUCAACAAAAUCAUGAUUACGAUGACAAUCAAAAUUACCCUAACAAUAAUGGAUACAGUAAUAAUCAAAACCAACCAAGCUACGGUAAUAAACCUGUUUACGUUAACCCAAAUAAUGAAUUUAGGGAUCCUAACGGUAACAACAACGUGAGCCCUCAAGAUAAUUUAAUAAAUGAAAAUAAGCCAGUUAAUGGAAAUCCUAACAAUGGAUUCGGUACGAUAUAUGGUGAGAACAACCAAGAUUUAACAACACCGCAAUCAGAAUUUUCAACGUCUACAAUAUCGGUAACACAAACUAAUAAACAGACUGGGGAUGAGAAAACUACCGAGAAAGCAAAAGAAGACGCUCCAAUUUUCAUUCCUCUGGGUGAUUAUAUAUACACAGGGGAAGCGGCAGCUAACAUCACUGCACCGAAAAGAGAAACAGACAAGAAACCACAAGAAGCAGAAGAAGAGGACUUUGCUAUCGAUAUUAGAUUUAAAGAUUAAUAAA